AUGGAACGCUCAUUUGGCACUGUUAUUAGUGGCAAUAGGAGACGAAAGGCAGAGCUAUCGCCUGAGCAGCGCGCUGGCAUCGUAUCUAAGCAUGAGAGCGGCCAAUCGCCUACUAAACUAGCGCGCGAAUUCGCCUGCGCGCGUAGUACAAUUUACGACACACUCGAGCGCUUCAAACAGCAUGACACUGUUGAAUCCCUACCUCGCAGCGGGCGCCCUAUCAAGAUUAGCCCUCGCGCUAGACGCCAGAUCUAUCAGUUAGCCCGCCGGUAUCCUAAUUGGAGCUACCUAGCGCUUCGCUCGCGGCUACCUAAUCCGCCGAGCAAAUCGUCUCUUCGGUUAAUUCUUAUCAAAUACGGGCUUCGCAAACGCCGGUCGAGGAAACGAAUACCUUUAAAGCCCUCUGGAGCGCUUAAGCGCUACCGUUUUGCUUUGAAAUAUCGCCGGUUCCGCGCGUGGAAUACGUGGAUAUUUUCGGAUGAAUGUUCCGUGGAAAGGCACUCCAAAACUAUCGGUUCUAGCAGCGGCUGGGUGUGGCGGUUUACCUCGGAGGCCUAUAGGCGUGAUCUUGUGAAUAUUGUGCCUCACGUACGCGAUAUAUCACAGAUGGUUUGGGCGGCUAUCUGGCUAGGUGGCCGCUCAGAUCUAGUAGUUAUGGAGCGUGAUGAAUUAGCACCGAGGAACGGCUAUACUGCGAGAUCUUAUAUCGAUGCGCUUAACGAGGGUCUAGUUCCACACUAUACCCCCGGCACUAUCUUCCAGCAAGAUAACGCAAAGAUCCAUACAGCCGAUAUCGCGAAAUCGUGGUUUGAAUCGCAUGGGAUCGAGGUGGUGGACUGGCCGGCACACUCGCCUGAUAUGAACCCUAUUGAGCCGGUGUGGCGCUUAUUAAAACUAAAGGUGUUUAGUAUGUUUCCAGAGCUAAUCGGAAUGGGUAAAUCUGAGGCAGAUUGGCAGUACUUCAUAGAGUGUUUAAAGGCUGCGUGGGCUGCGUUAGAUCAGGCUACAAUUGAUAGUCUAAUUCUUAGCAUGCCUAGGCGUUUGGAGGCACUACGUGUUGCUAGAGGGUGGUACACUAGAUAUUAG
Molecule: messenger RNA, 1086 nt
Organism: Penicillium subrubescens
Lineage: Eukaryota; Fungi; Ascomycota; Eurotiomycetes; Eurotiales; Aspergillaceae
Exons: 1
Coding region: 1-1086 (361 amino acids)
Molecular function (GO): nucleic acid binding
Source: RefSeq, a predicted model, not a curated record